This is a messenger RNA of Nannospalax galili (Upper Galilee mountains blind mole rat), 4049 nucleotides long. It is a transcript of the gene Arhgap44, whose product is annotated as Rho GTPase activating protein 44. Gene Ontology annotation, biological process: signal transduction; regulation of actin cytoskeleton organization; modification of dendritic spine. The transcript is spliced from 21 exons. Gene Ontology annotation, molecular function: protein binding; GTPase activator activity. Lineage: Eukaryota; Metazoa; Chordata; Mammalia; Rodentia; Spalacidae. The record is from RefSeq and is a predicted model, not a curated record. Bases 257 to 2701 code for a protein of 814 amino acids. Gene Ontology annotation, cellular component: postsynaptic density; presynaptic active zone; cytoplasm.
CGAGGGCGGCCACGGGCGUGGCGGUGAGGGCGCCGCGGCGCGGGUGAGGAGGAUGCGGCAGGAGGCGGCGCGGCGGGAGGAGGAGUAGGCGGAGGUGCCCUCGGGAGGCAGCGGCGCGCGGGCCAGGCGGCUCCCGAGGCUCCGCAGUGCCGCCGUCGCCCGGGAGGCUCGGUGCGGGAGCCAUGUAACCCUGCGGUGGGCUCCGGGCUGCUCCGUCCUUCCCCAGCUCCCGGACUAGCGCGGCAGCGGGGCCACGAUGAAGAAGCAGUUCAACCGCAUGCGCCAGCUGGCCAACCAGACGGUGGGCAGGGCAGAAAAGACUGAAGUUCUUAGUGAAGACCUUCUCCAGGUGGAGAAGCGCCUGGAGCUGGUGAAACAGGUUUCCCACAGCACACACAAGAAGCUCACUGCGUGUCUGCAGGGCCAGCAAGGAGCAGAGGCGGACAAGCGCUCAAAAAAGCUGCCUUUGACAACACUGGCUCAGUGCUUGAUGGAGGGGUCAGCAAUCCUGGGAGAUGACACACUUCUUGGGAAGAUGCUAAAACUCUGUGGAGAGACGGAGGACAAGCUGGCCCAGGAGCUGAUACACUUUGAGCUGCAAGUAGAGAGGGACGUGAUUGAACCCCUGUUUCUGCUGGCUGAGGUGGAAAUCCCAAAUAUUCAAAAGCAGAGGAAACAUUUAGCAAAGCUGGUGCUGGACAUGGAUUCUUCACGGACCAGGUGGCAGCAGACUUCCAAGUCUUCGGGGCUGUCCAGCAGCCUUCAGCCUGCGGGUGCCAAAGCUGAUGCCCUCAGGGAAGAGAUGGAAGAGGCUGCCAACAGAGUGGAGAUAUGCCGGGACCAGCUCUCUGCUGACAUGUACAGUUUUGUGGCCAAAGAAAUUGACUAUGCAAACUACUUUCAAACGCUAAUAGAAGUGCAAGCUGAGUACCACAGGAAGUCGCUGACCCUGUUGCAGGCUGUGCUGCCUCAAAUCAAAGCGCAGCAAGAGGCCUGGGUGGAGAAGCCUUCCUUCGGGAAGCCCCUGGAGGAGCACCUCAUGAUCAGUGGUCGUGAGAUCGCCUUCCCGAUUGAAGCGUGUGUGACGAUGCUGCUGGACUGUGGGAUGCAGGAGGAGGGCCUCUUCCGUGUAGCUCCCUCAGCCUCCAAACUCAAGAAGCUGAAGGCUGCACUGGACUGCUGUGUGGUGGACGUGCAGGAGUACUCAGCAGAUCCCCAUGCUAUUGCAGGGGCUUUGAAGUCUUACCUCCGAGAGUUGCCAGAACCUCUCAUGACCUUUGAACUCUAUGAUGAAUGGAUCCAGGCUUCCAAUAUUCAGGAACAAGACAAGAGACUUCAGGCUCUGUGGAAUGCUUGUGAGAAGCUGCCUAAGGCCAACCAUAACAACAUCCGAUACUUGAUCAAAUUUUUAUCCAAGCUGUCUGAAUAUCAAGAUAUAAACAAGAUGACUCCUAGCAACAUGGCAAUUGUCCUGGGACCCAACCUCCUGUGGCCACAAGCGGAGGGGAAUAUGACCGAAAUGAUGACCACAGUUUCGCUGCAGAUUGUCGGCAUCAUCGAACCCAUCAUCCAGCAUGCAGACUGGUUCUUCCCUGGGGAGAUAGAGUUCAACAUCACAGGCAGUUAUGGGAGUCCGGUCCACGUGAACCACAAUGCCAACUACAGCUCAAUGCCUUCCCCAGACAUGGACCCCGCUGACCGGCGCCAGCCAGAGCAGGCCCGCCGGCCCCUCAGUGUCGCCACAGAUAAUAUGAUGCUGGAGUUUUACAAAAAGGAUGGCCUUAGGAAAAUCCAAAGCAUGGGUGUGAGGGUCAUGGACACAUCUUGGGUGGCUCGAAGAGGCUCCUCUGCUGGUCGGAAAGCAUCCUGCACCCCGCCUUCCAUGCAGCCUCCCGCCCCACCCUCCGAGCUGGCUACACCCCUGCCAUCACCCCUGCCGGAGCAGAUACCAGACAGCCCUGCCACUCCGGCUCCUGCGCUCUCUCCAUCAGGUGCCAGCCUGCAGCCCACCCCUGAGCGCCCCAGUGUGGCCAAAAGCAAAGAAUUGUCGCCAGGAUCUGGGCAGAAAGGAAGUCCAGGCUCUAGCCAGGGGACAGCCUGCCCAGGGACACAACUGGGGCCACAGCCGGCUGCCAGCCCCAGCCAGCUUCCUGCAGACCAGAGUCCUCACACUCUCCGGAAAGUUUCUAAGAAGCUGGCUCCAAUUCCUCCCAAAGUCCCCUUUGGGCAGUCAGGGGCUAUGACUGACCAGUCCACCGGCCAGCCCUCCCCAGUCAGCCUGUCUCCUACUCCACCAAGCACCCCAUCACCCUAUGGACUGAGCUACCCUCCCGGGUACACCUUGGCCUCAGGCCAGCUUUCUCCUGCCUCUGCUCCUCCAUUGGCUUCCCCCUCCAUCUUCACAAGCACUUUAGCCAAAUCUCGGCCUACCCCUAAGCCCCGACAGAGGCCCACCCUACCGCCUCCUCAGCCUCCCAGCGUCAGCCUGUCAGCCUCAAGUCCACAGUCCACGGAGCACCCCAUGCUGGACGGCAUGUCCCCGGGGGAAAGCAUGUCUACAGAUCUUGUCCACUUUGAUGUCCCCUCCAUCCACAUAGAGCUGGGGUCCACGCUCCGUCUGAGCCCCCUGGAGCACGCGCGGCGGCACUCGGUGACUGACAAGAGGGACUCAGAAGAGGAGUCUGAGAGCACGGCCCUCUGAUGUGGCCACCCUGACACGUGUACAUACGUCCUUGGGCCCCUAGAUGCGCCACCCAGAGCAGCAUCCCCUAGCUGGCCAAGGAUUCUCUGCUGUCACAUCCAACACGGGUGGAGUUGGGCAGAGGAGAGCACUCGCCCCGUCCAUGUGGCCAAGUGUUGGUGGUGCAGAUUUCAUUUGUUCCUUUUGGGUGGCGACUUCAGCCUUUUGUUUGACCUUUGCCUUUUGACUUUGUGCCUAUUUUGAUCCAUCUUUAGCCUCCAUGCCAAGCAGCACCCACCUCUCCACUCAAGGGCUUCUCAGCACGGCCUUUGCAAGGUAGAGGGUGCAAGAGAGGGUCCAGUUACCUGGUUACACCUGAGGGCUGGGCCUUGACCCAGAUACAUGAUAUCAGUGGUAUCAGGUCCUGCAGCAUCAGAGUAAAGGCCAGACGGGAAGCAGGACAGGAAAGGACCCUCUCAGUAGGGCUAGAAUUGCAAAAGUCCUGGACACUGGCUGCUGCCUGCUGCCAGGGGAUGGCCAGCUAGAGAAACCUAGGCCACCCAUAAUCACAGCUCCAAAGUAAACAGCUCAAUACACCCAUUUCUGACAGCCUGACUUUUCCCCACAUGACUAAAGACUCCCUUCACUCCAUAAUGCUUGACAUUUCUGAACUGAAAAGAGGAUUUGGGCAUAACUAGAGGGCCCUGCAUAGCUCUCCAUGUCCCCCAAACACAUUAGGUAUCAGAGCAAUUUUUCCAUCCAGGAACCCAACUUAGUAGGUAGGUGGGCCUGGAGCCACUACUCUCUGAAGGUUACAGCUGACUAGCAAUAAUUCUGUUCCCCAAAGCAGGUAGGAGUGGCAAUGGCUGCCUCACCCACAGUGUGGCCUGCCUUGCUCACCAGCAGCCCUGGCUCACCCUUCUCACCAAGUCCCAUGCAGUCCUGGGGAGGGCUGGGGAGGGGCUCGGAGAGCCAGUUCACACUUUGGGAUUAAGGGGAUGAAACAGAUCUGGGCUGUGCAUGCAAAGUUUAAAGUUUGAUCCUUUUAAAAUAGAUAUACCUAUACAUGAUAUAAUAUUUGUAUAUAUGAAAUCUAUAUUUGUUUAAUUUUGAGCCAUUCAAUCUAAACCUAUGUACAGGUGUACAAUGACAAACUCUAAAAGCUUAGUUAUUUUUCCCAACUGUGUAAAGCCACCCUUCUCCAAGAGUGGGAUCUGCAGACUUUUGAUGUUACAGCUUUGCUCACUUCCUGGCAAGGGCAGUCCAAUCCCCAAUUUGUAACGGAGCCUGGGGGUUGAAGGUUAUCUUUAAAUACAUGUACAAAUCGUUGUCAAAAGUAAUGUUAUUAAAAUAGAUUUAUUAUCCCUGA